AUGAAGUCUGCUUGGAUGAAAGGGCUGCUCAGUGCUGAGUGGGGGGGGAACUAUACUGAGAAGGAGAUCUGUGCAUUUAAAGGAUCCACUGUAAAGCUUCGGUGCGACUUUGAGUUCCCGCCCACAGAAGGCGGGCGUGAGAUCAAGGUCAAGGAAACAUUUUGGUUCACCAAAGAUCCAAAGAAAGAUCUGAGACUGGACCCUGAGUACUUUGGUGGUGUGCAGUCUGAGUGUCAUGGCAACAUCUGCAGUCUGACCAUCGCAGACGUGAGACGGAGUGACGAGUACACGUUCAGAUUCACAACUGACCAUUCCAGAGGAGACUUCAUCGUCACGCCUGGUGUCAAAGUGACCGUCACUGAUCUGAAAGCACAAGUGUCCUCAAGUCACAGGUAUGAAGAUGGCAAAUAUUGCUAUGAUCUGAAGUGUGUCAGCGACACGUGCAGUCCUAGGUCUCCUUCUUCAUACGUCUGGUAUAAGAAUGGAGAGGAAAUCCAAAAUGUAAAGUCCCAAGUGUACAUAUUAGAGUAUGACUACAAAAACAGUUACUCCUGUGCUGUGAGAGGACACGAGCAAGCUGUGUCUCCUCCAGAGUGUGUGUUGUACUGGUCAUGUAACAAGGUGGUUUACCACAAGAGACACAUCUGUGCCAUCCAAGGAUCAUCAGUUGACAUUACCUGUGAAUACACGAGCUAUGGAAAUACCCUGACAAAAUUCUGGUUCCGUAGAGAUUCUAGUCACUGGAGGAACCCCUCCAUGACUGAAGAUCUGCGGUCAGACCCUCAGUAUGAAGGUCGUCUUGAGUUACCUUCAGAGUCUUCUGGAAAAAGCACACUGAGAAUAAAAGAUGUGAGGCAGAGUGAUUCUGCCGAGUACUGCUUCAAAUUCACCACUAAUGAUGGUUUUGAAUGGAGGAGUAUUUUACCUGGAAGCACCUUGACAGUCACAGGUAUGAACACACCUGACCAAACAUGCCCAAUAAUACAACUAUAUUACAAUGAAUACUUUGGAUUAGAUUACAAAAUAGAUAUAUUAUUCGGCUAA
Molecule: messenger RNA, 1044 nt
Organism: Nerophis ophidion (straightnose pipefish)
Lineage: Eukaryota; Metazoa; Chordata; Actinopteri; Syngnathiformes; Syngnathidae
Exons: 5
Coding region: 1-1044 (347 amino acids)
Source: RefSeq, a predicted model, not a curated record